AUGGAUCGCAAGAACAAACCCUCCCCGCUCCCCACCUCCCCCUCCCUACCGCAACCCACCAUCGACCUCACCGACAAUGUCUUGACCGCCCACCUGCCUUCCGGAGAUUCCGUGACCGUUCACCUCUACGGUGCGACGGUGACUUCCUGGAAGACCGCUAAUGGCGCCGAAAAGCUCUUCCUCUCCACUGCCGCUGCGCUCGACGGCUCCAAGCCCAUCCGUGGUGGCAUUCCGCUCGUCUUCCCCGUCUUCGGUCCACCUCCCAAAGACCACACCACCUCCAAGCUGCCGCAGCAUGGUUUCGCGCGGAACAACUACUGGGAGUUCCUAGGCAAGAGUUCCACUGAGAGCACGGACCGCAAGGCCGACGAUAGCGUCAAGCUGGAUUUCGGAUUGAGCAGUGGCAUGUUGGAUGAGGCUACAAAGGCGAAAUGGCCAUUUGAGUUUGGCCUGGUGUACUCGGUUACACUAGGCAAGGGCAAGCUGGAGUGUGGCUUACAUGUGCAGAACAAGGGCAGUGAGGCGUUUGAGUUCCAGUGUUUGUUCCACACGUAUCUGGCGAUCAAGGAUAUCAAGAAGACCACCAUCUCUGGCCUCGAGUCGGCGCAGUAUAUCGACAAAGUCCGCAACGCACAGACCUUCACUGAGGAGUCUAACGCCAUCACCUGCACUGGCGAGACAGAUCGUGUCUACACCCCGAAGGAUGAUAGCCCACUCACGGUCACAGAGGGCGGGAAGUCUUCGUUCGUGGUCACGAGAGAUGCGCUGCCCAAUGUCACAGUCUGGAACGGAUGGGAGGACAAGAUUAAAGGUAUGGGUGACUUCGAGCCCAAGGAUGGUUGGUUGCGGUACCUGUGCAUUGAGCCCGGUUCUGUCAACAGCUGGACCAAGCUCGAAGGUGGCGAUGCCUGGGAGGGGAGCGCGACUUUCGAGUCCAAGUUGUGA
Molecule: messenger RNA, 945 nt
Organism: Cyphellophora europaea CBS 101466
Lineage: Eukaryota; Fungi; Ascomycota; Eurotiomycetes; Chaetothyriales; Cyphellophoraceae
Exons: 2
Coding region: 1-945 (314 amino acids)
Biological process (GO): carbohydrate metabolic process
Molecular function (GO): isomerase activity; carbohydrate binding
Source: RefSeq, a predicted model, not a curated record